Ustilaginoidea virens is the source of this 1650-nucleotide messenger RNA. RefSeq lists its product as uncharacterized. Gene Ontology annotation, cellular component: membrane. Bases 1 to 1650 code for a protein of 549 amino acids. The record is from RefSeq and is a predicted model, not a curated record. Gene Ontology annotation, molecular function: transmembrane transporter activity. The transcript is spliced from 4 exons. Gene Ontology annotation, biological process: transmembrane transport. Lineage: Eukaryota; Fungi; Ascomycota; Sordariomycetes; Hypocreales; Clavicipitaceae.
AUGCCGAAAGUCUGGAUCAUGUCCUCCAAUGCCAUCCUGCCCAGCGCCAAGGCUGAUGCAUGCGACCGCGAGGGCUCGGGGCUGCUGAGCCCGCCAGGACAGCACCUGGAGCAGGGUGAAGUCGACGCGCGAGUAAUGUCCCGCGACGACGAAAUGCUUGCGCGUAUGGGCUACAAACAGGAGCUGAAUCGCGGGCUGGGAUUGUUUGAAAACUGGGCCGCGACAUUUGCGUGCAUGAACUUUGUCUCCGGCAUGCCAGUUCUGUUCGGCUGGGUCAUGAUGACGGGGGGGCCACAAGCGGCCGUCACAUCGUGGUCCCUCGUCAGUACUGUCUCAUGCGCCCUCGCCCUGGCUCUCGCCGAGAUCGGCGCCGCGCUGCCUACCGCGGGAGGGAUCUAUUUCUGGACCUACUCCCUCGGAGGCCCCGAAUGGGGUCCGUUUCUGAGCUGGAUGACUGCAUGGUGGAACUGGUCCGCUUGGGUCCUGGCCGUCCCAGGCACCCAGCAAGGCGCGACCAACUUUCUCAUCUCGGCCCUCCAAAUCAACUACCCGCGGGCCGCGUAUCUCGGUGACGGCUGGUUCUCCUUGCUCGUCAUCCUCGCUGGUCUGAUCAUCGCGCUGAUCCCAAACGUCACCAGCCAACGCUGGUUACGGCUGUAUUUCCGCUUUGCCAUGGCCAUCUUUUUCGUCCUGCUCCUCCUCUUCUGGAUCUGGUUCCCCGUGGCCGCAUCGGGCAAGUUCCAGUCGGCAGACUUUGUUUUCAAAAAGUUCCACAACGGCAUCAACCGAGGACCGGCCAAGCAGGCUUCCGACACGUAUUGCUGGAUCAUCAGCUUGUUAUUCGGCGCCUGGGAGUUUGGCGGCUAUGACGCCUCCGCGCACCUGGCCGAGGAGACCAAAGACGCCAGCAAAACAGUUGCUCGAGGGAUGUGGCUGUCUACCCUGUCCACCACGAUCCUCUCCAUCCCCACGCUGAUCAUGAUUCUGUUCUGCGUCCAGAAUUUCGAGGCGCUGACCACGGCAGAGUAUGCCAACAACUGGGCCGAGUUCCUCGUGCAGGUCGUGGGUUCUCGCGGCGCCACCGCCAUCCUCGUCAUGAACUGGAUCGACUGUACCUGCGCCACCGCCGCCGUCAUCCUGUCCGCUCAGCGGGUGACGUUUGCAAUCUCGCGCGACAACAUCCUGCCGGGGUCUUCGCUGUUCAAGAAGGUGAGCGGCGCCAACUCGGCGCCCAUCAACUCGGCCCUGCUGGUGGUCUUCAUCGCCGCCGCCGUCAGCUGCACCGUCCUCGGCUCAUCGGUUGCGUUUGGGGCCAUUACAGCAACGACUGUCAUCUGCCAAAGCAUGAGCUAUCUUUUCGUCCUCAUCACCAGGCACACGCUCGGCACCAAGCGGUUCCAGCCGGCCGCGUGGAACCUCGGUCGGUUGUCUCAGCCCAUGGGAUACUUUUGCAUACUCUGGCUUUCCUUCUUGUCCGUCAUUCUGCUUCUUCCGCAAGUCUUUCCGGUGACUCUGGAAGCGCUAAACUACUCGCCCAUCUGCCUUCUCAUCGUGACGCUGGUGUCUGUGAUUGGGUGGAUCUUUCCUAAACGGGGUGGACGGUACUGGUUCAAGGGACCGAGCAAAACGUUGCCUGAUGGCGCCACCUGA